AUGGUAGAAGAGAAUUUGCGAGUGAAUGCAACUCAAAUCACUAUUUACCACGUGCUGCAUUCAGGUGUUUCAAAUUCACUGCACGAGAAGUCCUCGCGACCAAGCAUGUCUGACAAAACGCAGCUCGCGAAUGGCAACUGGAGACUGAAUUACACCACGGGGGAUUUGUUCUCCUGUCCCACGGACGAGACGCUGGCUCACUGCAUCAGUGAGGACUGCCGCAUGGGGGCAGGCAUCGCGGUGAUGUUCAAGCGGAGGUUCAGUGGGGUCGAGGAGCUCAAGGGACAGAAAAAGCUUGUGGGGCAGUGUGCUGUGCUGAAGAGAGGACAACGUUUUGUGUACUAUUUGAUCACCAAGAAGAAGGUGAGCCAAAAGCCAACCUAUGACAACUUGAGACGGAGCUUGGAGGACAUGAGGGAGCACUGUAUUAAAAAUGGAGUCACCCGGAUUUCAAUGCCUCGUAUUGGCUGUGGCCUGGAUCGACUGAAGUGGGAAAGAGUUUCAGAGAUAUUGGAAGAGACCUUUGCGGCCACGGAUAUCUCCAUCACAAUCUACAGCCUCCCUGUAAAAACAGAGACCUUGGUGAUGAAGGAAAACACAUCCAGAUGA
This is a messenger RNA of Nerophis lumbriciformis (worm pipefish), 609 nucleotides long. NCBI's taxonomy places the organism in Eukaryota, Metazoa, Chordata, Actinopteri, Syngnathiformes, Syngnathidae. The record is from RefSeq and is a predicted model, not a curated record.